AGUGUUGGAGGUUGGAAUGUCAUGAAUUGUUUUCGUACACACUGCACAUCAGCUGUGGCGUCGUCCUUGCGCAUUUUUAGAUCUAGUUCAGUCUAGCGAGAAUAAAAAAACAGACCUACAGACAAAGUUUAUUAACAGACGUUAUCAAGAUGAUGAUGGACUACUUUGUGACGAAUAAUUCCUUAGCACCCGCACCGAUGGGAAUACAAAGCACGGCGGGUGCUGUACCUGUGAAAAAUGACAAAGGAGAAUUGUCGAUGAAAAAGGUAAAGGUACAUCGCUAUGUUUCUGGUAAACGACCAGAUUAUGCAGCUGCAAGCUCAGAUGAGGAAUCGGAAGAGGAGGAUUUUCUGGAGAAACGUGUACAUAAGAGUUACGAUGACAACGAAGCCGUUACGGAUGUUACCGCGCAUUCACACGCGAGAAUCAGAGACGAGGAUGAUCCGCGUUUACGAAGAUUAACGCGACAGCAAAAGGAAACGCCAACAGAAGUGCGUACAGAAAGACACAGACACAUUCAUGAGCCCGAGUUCAUCGAGAUUGAAUUGGAUAGAACGCGAGAGAGGAUCAAAUUAGAGAGCUCCGAUUCUUCCGAGGACGAGGAAUUGUCAGACUCAGAGAUAGAGAAGCGACGAGAAGCCCUAAAACAACGAGUGUUAUCCAAGAAGGAAACGGAAGAAGAAUUGAUACAUGGCGAAGAGGAGGAUAGAUCGGGCCAAAGUUCGGAGGAAAGUUCGGAAUACGAGGAAUAUACAGAUUCUGAAGAAGAGACUGGACCGCGAUUAAAACCUGUAUUUGUUCGCAAAAAGGACAGAAUCACAGUGAUGGAAAAGGAGAAGGAGGCAAUGCGGCAAAAGCAAGCAGAGGUUGAGAUUAAAAAACUGGCCGAAGAACGAAAGAGACAAACCCUGAGAAUGGUGGAGGAGGCAGUACGGAAGGAGACGCAAAUGGGAAACAAAGGUAACAUCGAGCAAGAGAGCAAAUUGAACGAUGUUUGCACAGAUGACGAGAAUGAUGAGGUAGAAUAUGAAGCUUGGAAAUUGCGCGAGCUGAAAAGAAUCAAGCGAGAUCGCGAAGAGAGGGAACAACUUGAGAAGGAACGUCUCGAAAUCGAGCGUAUCCGUAACAUGACAGAGGAGGAACGAAGACAAGAGGCACGAUUGAAUCCGAAAAUGAUUACUAAUAAAGCGGCGAAAGGGAAGUACAAAUUUUUGCAGAAAUACUAUCAUCGUGGCGCCUUCUACUUGGAUAAAGACGAUUCCAUAUUUAAACGUGAUUUCUCCGGCGCAACUUUAGAGGAUCACUUUGACAAAACGAUUUUACCUAAAGUCAUGCAAGUAAAGAAUUUUGGACGCAGCGGUAGAACCAAGUAUACUCAUUUGGUUGAUCAAGACACCACGCAAUUCGAUUCACCUUGGAUAUCGGAGACUGCGCAAAAUCUAAAGUUUCACAAUAAUCAAGCGGCCGGGAUGAAACAAGUUUUUGAUCGACCUUCCUUAAAAAAGAGGAAAACUGAAAAUUAAAUUAUACAAGUAUUUUUUUUGCGUUUAUUUUCUUUUUACAGCAGUUACAUACGGAAAACAUUUGUAGAUACAAAUAUGGCAAUAUAACAAAUAUAAAACUUAAUAAUAACGUAA
Molecule: messenger RNA, 1637 nt
Organism: Camponotus floridanus (Florida carpenter ant)
Lineage: Eukaryota; Metazoa; Arthropoda; Insecta; Hymenoptera; Formicidae
Gene: Mfap1
Product: microfibrillar-associated protein 1
Exons: 2
Coding region: 150-1523 (457 amino acids)
Biological process (GO): mRNA splicing, via spliceosome
Cellular component (GO): U2-type spliceosomal complex
Molecular function (GO): RNA binding
Source: RefSeq, a predicted model, not a curated record